This is a messenger RNA of Eubalaena glacialis (North Atlantic right whale), 2089 nucleotides long. RefSeq names its product dual specificity phosphatase 22 (gene DUSP22). The transcript has 8 exons. The coding region runs from base 87 to 899 and encodes 270 amino acids. Gene Ontology annotation, molecular function: protein tyrosine/serine/threonine phosphatase activity. The record is from RefSeq and is a predicted model, not a curated record. Gene Ontology annotation, biological process: protein dephosphorylation; positive regulation of JNK cascade; regulation of cell population proliferation. Gene Ontology annotation, cellular component: cytosol. Lineage: Eukaryota; Metazoa; Chordata; Mammalia; Artiodactyla; Balaenidae.
CGCAGUGCCCGCUGCUUCCCCGCCCGCUCCAACAUGCCCUCAGUGCGCCUGCCGCCGCGCCCCGGGCGCUAGACCGCGCGGCCGCCAUGGGGAAUGGGAUGAACAAGAUCCUGCCUGGCCUGUAUAUCGGCAACUUCAAAGAUGCCAGAGAUGCAGAGCAAUUGAGCAAGAACAAGGUGACACACAUUCUGUCUGUGCACGACAGCGCCCGGCCAACACUGGAGGGGGUUAAAUACCUGUGCAUUCCAGCAGCGGAUUCACCAUCUCAAAACCUGACAAGACAUUUCAAAGAAAGUAUUCAAUUCAUCCACGAGUGCCGCCUGCGAGGUGAGGGCUGCCUUGUUCACUGGGUUCUGCAGGGACUGUUGAGGUCACGACACAGAAACUCCUUUUCCAGCCUUCCUCCGAGAUCCCGUCAGAAUGUGGCCUCCGCCCAGUGUCCAUGCAGAACGCUGCUUCUCGCUGGGGAGUUUUGCUUGCACGUGUGGGUGUUCAGCAUUGCGUCACUGUCACACCAAAGUGACCGUUUCUUCUCAGUUUAUAGCCUGGCCGGCGUCUCCAGGAGCGUGACUCUGGUGGUUGCAUACAUCAUGACGGUCACCGACUUCGGCUGGGAAGAUGCCCUGCGCACUGUGCGUGCGGGCAGGUCCUGCGCAAACCCCAACCUGGGCUUCCAGAGGCAGCUCCAGGAGUUUGAGGAGCGCCAGGUCCAUCAGUUCCGCCAGUGGCUGAAGGAGGAGUACGGAGAGAGCCCUUUGCGGGAUGCAGAAGAAGCCAGAGGCAUUCUGGGUAAAUACAAAGAGCAGGGGCGCACGGAGCCCCCGCCUGGCGCCGGGCGCUGGGGUGGCCUCCCGGCCUCGCCUCCUCCGGCCUACGGCAGCUGCACCACGGAGACCUAGCCGAGCCCUCGGCGCCCCUGCCCGCGGACGGGAAGGGGUGUCCCGGUGGAUCCAGGCCCCCCCCCGAGACCCCAGCAGCCCCACCCCCAGCUCCUGCGCCGCCCAGACGCUGCUGCCUCACACCCGUGGGCAAGCUGGGGAGCGUGCACGCGCGCGCGUGUGUGUGAGUGAGUGAGCGUGAGUUCUGGAUGUGUGCGCUGCGGGAGCUGCCGUGAAAGCCACACUGCCGGCAUCGGCCGCACUGCCUUUCCCCGUGCGAGAUCCGCUGGAAGGCACUUGGAGGUGGCCGUGGAGGAGCCGCCGGGCCUGUGAGCGGGCAGCGGGGAGGCCUCAGGGUGGCCAAGGGGGCAGCAGGGGCCCCCUCCGCCUUCUGAGGGCAGCACUGGGCCCCGGGGCCCGGAGGUGGCCGAGCGGGCCCUCCUGCUGCAGCCGGCCCUGCUCAGCCCUGCCCUUCCGAGCCCGACUCGGUGUGUGCUCGCCUGAACCGCCGGCCCUUGGGCCGUGUGGGGAGCAGCCCAGACGCCCGCCCUCGGCUCGCCGUCCAGCUUCCCCUCCUCCCAGCCUCCCGCUGUUCUCGCUCUGGGGAACUCCUCGCGAGGCUUGCGUGCACCUUCGGGAUUUAGGAAGAAAGAGCAGUUGUUAGGCACUGUCACGGUUUGCGCUUAAAAAUACAUUUAAUGCGUGAGCACUUCUUAAGCACCUUCAUGUCUGCUGUGGAUUUGGGAUUUGAUCUCAGCUACCUCAUUAAAUGGUUUUUGAGAAAGUGUUUUUCAUUAUUCCAAUCAACUCUGCCUCACGGUUGAAAGCGUUUGGUCACGAUUGCUUUUGAAGCCAAAGGGAAAAGGAUCAUAUCAUUGGGCCACUCGAAGCUUCUGCUGCGGGCUUUGGGAGCGCUUUGUGGUGGGUAAAUACGACGUCAGGCCAAGCCAGCUGGCCAGGCUCCACACUCGUGCAGGCCCCAGAUGUGCAGCAAGAAAGGAAAGCGCAGCCGCGGAGCUCCUCACCUACAGCCAAGACAGUUUGCUCUAAAGUAAUGUUUUCCUUAAACCAAAAAGAAGUGUAAAUAUGUUAACGGAAGAAGUGUUUAGGAGUCAGCUUGAAGACUUAAAUGCGGGUACAAUGUGAACGCCUAGAUCUAUUCCUGUAACCUGAAAUGUUGUCCUAAUAUCGGUCGCCAGUAACGUUCUUUC